This is a messenger RNA of Daphnia pulicaria, 1744 nucleotides long. RefSeq lists its product as uncharacterized. NCBI's taxonomy places the organism in Eukaryota, Metazoa, Arthropoda, Branchiopoda, Diplostraca, Daphniidae. Bases 377 to 1363 code for a protein of 328 amino acids. The transcript is spliced from 4 exons. The record is from RefSeq and is a predicted model, not a curated record.
UCACUCGAAGAAAUCAUGUCGACGCAUAAGGAGGUUACGUCGAUAUGAGGAUGUCGCAUACAUCAAGAGAUUACAUCUAUGUAUAUUUCAUGGGAGCAGUUCUUAUUGAAGGGCGUCUCCUUCUGAAACUGGCUCCAAGAGAAUGUUUGACCCACAUGUAUAUAUAGUUUUUCCCUUAACUGGACGCAUAACACAAAUGUUUGUAAUCUAACGGGUGGCAACCUAUAUAGGAAACGAAAAUACGGAAACAAGAGCUUCGUCGUCAGUCUCAAUUUUGAAAAUCUGUGUUUAGUUCAUUGUCAGCAGUUCGGGAUGCCUGACGUUUGAAGUAGCCUGCGCUAGGCCAGUUGAUAUAAUCUUUCUUCUCGUUUGAAAAAUGAUUCAACACAUUAGAAUAUCUCGUCAGUUAAUAUUCGUCAAUAAAAUCUUGUUCGUUUUUUCCCUCUUUGGAUUAAUCGGCGCACCACACACUCAUAACAUCCGGGCAAAACGGUAUUUUUUUCCAUUAUUUAUUGCCAUCGAUGGGAGUUUCACGGAGGUGAAAGUGAAUGAAUGGAAAGGAGCAGCUAGUAAUAACAGAAACCAAGAGGAAGAUGGUUCCGCUUUUAUAGUGGAAAUAUUGAAAAAUCUCGGCGCUGAUUUGGUAGAUUCAGUGGAAUAUGGCGACGACGAACUGACCCAAAUUCUCCUAAGUGAAAUCAAAGAUGUAUGGCGACGUAUAGUCAAUAACCCAAAAUCGUUGGUGAAUUCCGGCGAGACGCCUGAAUCGCUGGGAAUCUACAUGGCUAAAAUCCUUUUCAUCGCUAAGGAUAGGCAUUGCGAAUCACCAGACGAGACAUUUAUCAAUGGCAAAUGUUUUCCCAUCAGUACAAGAGAAAGGAGCGAACAUUGUCCGGAGAACAUGGGACUCUAUGACGAUGAAAAGAACGAAGGAUUUUGUGAAUGUCUGGAACUGACGAAAGAAAAAGCGAAAUCAGAACUAAGGCCAAUAUAUUCAAAUGAAACUGGCGUCUGUUAUCGGCAAAAUACUCAGGGCCCCUGUGAAAUUGGAGAAUGGUUCGUACUGAAGAACAGGUAUCCGCAGUGCGAACCGGUCCCGGAAGGAUGCCCAACUGACGGUCGGCACGUCUACUGGAAUCUUGAUCCUUCCACGGCCAAACAAUGCUUGGAGAUAUGGACUCAGGGACCAUGCGAAGAAGGAAAAUUAUUGCAUUUGGAACAAGACACGGAAGCACAGGUUUACUGUAGCUUCCAAUCAGCAGAUAGCACGGGUGACAUUUCUAAAGUGAAUGAUCCUCCAUGCCAGCCAGGUAGUUUCCGAGACCAACACGGCAUAUGUAGGAGUAAUACCCAUCCUGGUUAAAAAACAAAAUUAAUUCGUGUGUACCCGGCUUGGUUUAGCAAUUCAGUUGUUACAUGUUUUUUUUGUUUUUGUUUUUUAAAAGAUAUUUAGAUGAUUGAAAGCAACGACUCCUUGCUUUCAAUUUGAUUUCGAAUGCAAAAUAGAGCUGCGCCCUCAAUUCACAAAAAAAGUUAUCAGGCCUUUCAUGAAUUCUGAUUGUUCUAUUCCGUUUUGGUGCUUCAAUGUUUCGAAAAAUUUCUGUGCGCCGCUUACGAUUCAAAUAUAAAUCUCUUGACAGAAAAAACAAGUUUGAUAAAUGCGCAGUUAAGUAUUUUAGGGUAAGUCGCUCACAAAAAUGGAAAGGAAAGUCGACAACUGAAAAAUCAAAGUUGCUUCUGAAUG